ACAACGAUGUUUUGCUGUAAAGUUCCGAUUGGGCUAAACUUUAGAAUAUCCCCUUCAAAUAGUAAAUUAAAUUUAAUACAACCAACGACCAACUUUUGUAAAAUCAUUAACCAAAAUAACGCUAUAUGCAACGUCUUCAACACUAUCACGUUAGCGCCUACGCGUCUUUUAAUUCGUUGCUUCGCGCAAUGUCACGACAUCGUAUCCGACGUUAAAAAUAACGACCGUUUAUUAAAAAAGUCAUUCUUGUAACAAACGGCUUCGCGUAUCUAUCGCCCAUAUCUUUUAUAAUGUAUUCUUCAAAAUCAAUUAUUAAUUCACAACCUGAAGAAGUUUGGGCCGAAUUAAACUCAAGAUUUAUUAAUCAUGACGUCAAGUAUGAAAACGUUCUAUCCGAACAAUUGUUUACAUACCUUAACAAUAAAGCAACAGCUGCAGGUACAAACAUUGGAUAUGUUCUUGCUUCCGUAAUAACUACAGCUAAUUACUUGACCUCUAAAAAUCACGGUUCGAUCGAAAUAAGAAAUGGUUAUAGCAUUAACCUUAACACAUUUUUCUUGUUUGUUGGGCAGCCGUCUACAGGAAAGUCGCCCGCUAUUAAGAUGGCAGUUAAUCAACCAUUAAAGGCUAUUCAAGAAGAUACAGACAUUAUAUCUAACACCACCACAUCUGGCUUGACAAAGUGCCUCUGUACAAGAAAAUGUACAUACAUUGUUAAUGCCGAAAUACAGGAGUACUUGUACAAAAUAUUGAAAAAAAACGAUGAGAAUUACACUGGGGAUAUGGAGAUUCUAUCGAAGAUUUUUAGUGGAGAAAAUGUGUCUAUUCAAUUCAGUACUGAAAAUAACAGAUAUAUACCUGAAAAUUGCGCAUUGUGCAUAUUAGGUGCUACACAAAUAAAAAGCAUGGCUUUUAUUUUGUCUUUAAUGGAUAAAGGUAAUGGAUUUUUGGACCGAUUUUUAAUUAUAACGCCUCGUUCAUACCGUCCGAUGCCCAAGGAACAACAAAUCGCCCAACAAUCCUCAACAACAAUCGAUAUUAAGGAUAUUUAUGCCAACUAUGUACACAUAGAUAAUACAAUAUUCUAUUUUGAAGAAAAUGCGUUAAAGUAAGAAGAUUUUUAAUAAUUUUAAACUUUAUACAUGACAUGAUAAAUAAUCUCUUCUUCCUUUUCUUCAAUUCUAUUUCCCCCUCUUUAUUUUUUUUUUUACCAAUUUGUAUAGAUUGUACGACAACAUGGAGACACAGUUUUUGACCGAUCUAAACAACGAUCUUUUGCACGGCAGACCAACCAGCAAGUCUAAAAAACCAGAGUUAAUUCCAAAAGUUGCUGUCGCUCUACACACAGUGGAAUACUUUUAUAAUGCCCUUUUUAAUGAAGUUGAAUUUACAUGUCUACCAGAAGCUAUUUCCUUGCAAACAUUGGAACGUGCCAUAAUGUAUGUUGAAUCAAUUGAUGAACAGAAAGAAUUAUUUUACACAGUUAGUCUUUUAAAUAUUUUAUAAUUAAGUUACAGCAAAUUUGCAUUUAUUAU
This is a messenger RNA of Hydractinia symbiolongicarpus, 1535 nucleotides long. RefSeq lists its product as uncharacterized. The transcript has 2 exons. The record is from RefSeq and is a predicted model, not a curated record. Bases 291 to 1112 code for a protein of 273 amino acids. Lineage: Eukaryota; Metazoa; Cnidaria; Hydrozoa; Anthoathecata; Hydractiniidae.